AUGGCAGUGCCGGACGGUGCGGACACGAAAGGGGGCGACAGCCCUGCCGCCCCGGAGGACCCGCGGAGCCCCGGGCCCCCGGAGGACGCCCGCACCCCCGCGCGCCCCGCGCUCCCCGCGCUCCCGCGCCGCCCGCAGCUCCUGGACGAGGACGCAGCGCCGGGCGAGGACGGGGCGGCGGCGGCCGAGGGCAGUGAGCUGGGCCCGGGGGACCCCGAGGCCGUGACCCCCGCCCAGACGCCGGCAGACAGCGAGGCCAGGCCGGGGCCCAAGGUGGCCGGCGGGGUCCCCGCCAUCGGCUUCGUGGGCGAGCCCCCGCCCUACGCGCCGCCCGACCCCAAGGCCGUGGCCCUGCUCUACCCGCCCUUCCCGCAGGUGCCCGUGCUCUUCCAGCCCGCGCCCGCGCCCGCCGCGCUCUACCCGCCGCCGCCGGCCGGAGCCGCCUUCCCCUUCCCCGCGUAUGGCAGCCCUGUGGGUGGCCUGCCGGCCCCUGGCACCGUGGAGCACAGGCCUCUGCCGAAGGACUACAUGAUGGAGUCGGUGCUGGUGACCCUGUUCUGCUGCCUGCUCACCGGGGUCAUGGCCAUUGUGUACUCCCAUGAGACCCGUGCAGCCCUGGGCAGGGGCGACCUGGCCCAGGCCGAGGAGGCCUCGCGGAAGGCCCGCUCGCUUGUGCUUUUCAGCCUGCUCUUCGGGGUCUUCGUGUCCACCAGCUGGGUCAUCUAUGUGGUGGUGGCCCUCUACCUCCCUUGA
Molecule: messenger RNA, 753 nt
Organism: Castor canadensis (American beaver)
Lineage: Eukaryota; Metazoa; Chordata; Mammalia; Rodentia; Castoridae
Source: RefSeq, a predicted model, not a curated record